Dermacentor andersoni is the source of this 3526-nucleotide messenger RNA. RefSeq names its product 3-ketodihydrosphingosine reductase (gene Kdsr). Gene Ontology annotation, biological process: sphingolipid biosynthetic process. Gene Ontology annotation, cellular component: endoplasmic reticulum membrane. Gene Ontology annotation, molecular function: 3-dehydrosphinganine reductase activity. The record is from RefSeq and is a predicted model, not a curated record. NCBI's taxonomy places the organism in Eukaryota, Metazoa, Arthropoda, Arachnida, Ixodida, Ixodidae.
UCGACGGUGGAAACUGAAACGAGUUCGCGUACUCCCUCGUCUGUGCCAAGCUUGUCGAAGAGCGGGAAUUUUUAUUUUUUUUCACGCAAUCUGUGGCGACGCGGCUGUCGGGCCCAAGGUCUCGAUCAGCAGACAACGAGUGGCACAAUGGCCCCGUCUUCGUCGUUGGCGUCCACACCGUGGCAGUACUAUGUGCCUUUACUGCUCGCAUCUCCCAUGGCGCUGCUGGUGGUGUCAAGGCUGUGGCGCCGUUACCAAGCUCGGAACGCCUGCCUGCGGCACCAGCACUUCGUCAUCACUGGUGGUUCCAGCGGGAUAGGCCGUGCGCUUGCGCGGGCUGUGGUCCGGCGAGGUGCCAAUGUGACGCUGAUUGCACGCAACAUGGACCGGCUUGAGGAAGCGAAGAUCGAGCUGCUAGAGGAGGCAAGCUCACCCGAACAGGCCGUUCAUACGCUCUCAGCUGACCUUACGAAGGGUGAGGCCGGGGAAGCAGUGCUCACCCGUGGCAUUGAGGAGGCCGAGCAGGUUUGCGGGCCAGUUGACUACCUGGUGAACUGUGCAGGCUCCGCAGUCAGCCUGCGGUUCGACGAGACACCACUAGCCGAGUUCCAGCGCAUGAUGGAGGUCAACUACCUGAGUGCGGUGCACGCAACCCGGGCGGUGCUGUCGGGCAUGAAGCAGCGAGGCUCGGGCAGCAUCACUUUUGUGUCGUCCGUCGCAGGCCUGAUGGGCCUGUAUGGCUACACGGCUUACUGCCCGGCCAAGUUUGCCCUCGUGGGACUGGCACAGUCGCUCCGCAUGGAGGUGAAACAUCGUGGCAUCCACGUGAUGGUGGCCUUCCCACCGGACACGGACACGCCAGGCUUUGCCGAGGAGGAGCGCACCAAGCCGACCGAGACGAAGCUCAUCUCGGCAACAGUCGGCCUGUGGUCGGCCGAUGUGGUGGCCGGCUCCCUACUGCAGGACAUGCUCGAGGGCAACGUGACCUCGGUCCUGGGACUGGACGGCCACUUGACGAUGAUGCUGUGCGCGGGCAUGAUGCCGCCUAGCUCGCUGCUCGAGGUGGCCGUGCAGGCCCUCACCAUGGGCACCCUGCGCAUUGUGGGCUGCCUGUACCUGUCGCACUUCUACAGGCUCGUGGCACGCUGCGCGGCAAACCGCGAAGGCAGCAAGAAGGGGAGCUAACUCGUGGCAUUUGGGAACAGCUGGAAAGACUUGGUGACACUGGGAAGUUCGUGACAUUUUGGGGCUUGAGACAGUCGCCAAGUUUUGGUAGCUAGGGACAGUCACAUACAGAGAUGGGUAGGACACUGUCCAGUGGAUUUGUAAACUGGGUGAUUGACACUGGGGAGAUUGUGACACUGAAAUUCUGAUGGUGACACAUUUUUUUACGUGUGAUGGUCAGUAAGUCAGUAACUCUUGACAGCUGGGGAUUGUCACUUACAAGGAACAGUAGAUCACUUCUCUAUGUAUUUGUGGGUAACUGGCACCAGUAAGCUUGUGACAAUUUGGGACAUUAUGGUGACACACUUGUGAUGCUUUGGUACUUGUGUUGGUCGGGGAUGGUCGCUUACAAGCAAGGGUAGAACACUUCUACGUAGAUUUGUCUGGUUAAUGGAUGCUGAGAAGCUUGUGACAGUUUGUCUCUUUAAUGGUGACUGACUCUUUAGGACUUGUGACAGUCAGGGAUCAUCACAAGUCCUGUGUAUUUGUAAAGUGGAUGAUUGAAAAGUUUUUGGAAGGAAACCCUCUGCUCUUAAUUUGACAAAUGUGUGUGUUUUAUUGAAUCACCAAUGUUUCCCUCUCUUCUGUUCACAAAUGUGUUAAGUGGGCAUUUAUUUUGGCCUCACUCUGCAGAAAAGUGCGUGGAAGGUAGAAGACAAGGCUACACUUGACAGCACAAUCUCUGCAAGUGUUACAGAUGGGUAUAGUGACAUCGAAAGACAAAGGCAACGCCUUGUAUUUCACGAGAAAGAAGCUGUGGUGCCUUGCAGCUGCAAUCAGCACGCCAAUCAACCCACGAAUUUGACAAGCCCCAAGUUUUGUACGCCAGCUAGUCAGGAUCACUAGCCACUGCCUGCUGCAAAUUGCAAGCACUUGCUGUGCUUGCUGAAGGCUCCCAAAGAGAACUAUAACUGCUGUACAAAAAUUUCAAACUCACUGCCACAAAUUUCUACUAGUGAGUUCGAAGUUUCUGUACAACUAGCCGUUCCAAGGUUUGAAAGGUUGUGCACAUUGCAAGACAAAUUGUGUUGCCUGUAAUCUCAGCUCAUCAGUGGAUAACACUGUGGUGGAAAGUUAGCUGUCCAUUAGAACACGCUAUACCAACUCAGUUAUCAGCAAUUGUACUGAAUAUGCACACAAAUUAUUGCCAUGGUAUAGCCUGUCUAGGAAAUUAGGUAGUUUGUCUAGGAAAUGUGACACAAUUAGUUGUUCCACUUCAGUUGGAAAAGGGGGCAGGAACGUGCAGAUUGCCAUCUUUUGUUUUUUUUAUACUGCGCUUAACUAGUGCUUUAUAUUCCUGUGUCCUGUAUGCACGCGUGUUAGGUACUUGGGUCAACUAAGCGUUGACAUAUCUCUUUGUGGGUGUAUAGAGAACAAAGGUGUCAUGCGAGUAACUCAUGCAGCCAGCUUUCUCCUGCAAAACCAAAAAGACGAUGGAAUAACGUACAGACAAAUGUUGGGUAAUUACGUGUUUUCUUUCUUUAAGUUUAAGUUAACCUGUGUGCUGUACAAGACUGUGAGUCCUGCCUAUAAGCUGUAAAGCCUGAGCACAUUUUUUCUUGCUUCCAGCAUGUGUACUGAAAUUCCCGUUCAGCAAGCACUCGCGUACCAACAUGUUCCGACUCCAACGUUGAGCCUGCCACAACUAGCCUACCUCCUCACAUAUGUCGAUUCUCGGUUACAGUUUCUUAUCUCUCAGGGGUUGCAUUCUUGUUUGUGUACAUACCAAACAAACUUGCAUGUCUUGUUACUUUUAUCGAUUGUGUUCAUAUGUUUGUGCGUGGUGUGUGUGAGUGAUUGAGUACUGUGACCAGAUAUUGCUGGUAACCUGAUGUGCGCACGUUAGUAGUGUUAGUAAGCUUUGCAAAGAAUGCCUCUGGGCCUUCUUCAAGUAUUCACAAGGAAUUCACUGUUUGGUCACUGCUUAACUGAGGUGAAUGAAGUCUGCUGUGUCAAAAAGAAAACUGAAAAUCUCCAGACUGUUGAGAGCAGAUUUUUCCUUUUUUUUUUAACCUUCUUUCUUGGCCUUAGUCUCGCUGAGUUGCAGGGUUGGGUCUUCUAGAACUCAGUCUCCAUUUCUCUUUAUCUUUCUUCCUAUUAUUUUGCUUUAUUUUCAUUGGAAUGGUGGAAAAUUACAAUUUUUUAGGAAAAUAAACAGGCAGAUACUUCAUGCACCACAGUUAGGCAUGCUUCAAACUGACAUAAAUAAUGUGAUGAUUUAACAUAAGUGGAAAACUGCUAUGUUAUAUUUACAAAUGCUGAUAGAUAAGUAUAGAAUUAAAACAUUUAUUUUUGGUCUGGA